Hirsutella rhossiliensis is the source of this 1299-nucleotide messenger RNA. RefSeq lists its product as uncharacterized. The transcript has 2 exons. Gene Ontology annotation, molecular function: calcium ion binding. Bases 1 to 1299 code for a protein of 432 amino acids. The record is from RefSeq and is a predicted model, not a curated record. Gene Ontology annotation, cellular component: endoplasmic reticulum. Gene Ontology annotation, biological process: endoplasmic reticulum calcium ion homeostasis. NCBI's taxonomy places the organism in Eukaryota, Fungi, Ascomycota, Sordariomycetes, Hypocreales, Ophiocordycipitaceae.
AUGGCGGAUCUGUUCAAGAACUUGUUUGGGGGCGCCAAGCCGUCGCAGCCCGCGGCCAAGAAGCCCGAGGCCGACUUUGCCGACUUUGCCGCCGCCCCCGAUCCCGUCCCCGAGGCCGCCCCUCACGCCGCGACGCUCGCCGGCACCGCUGCCACCACCCCCUUGCCCACCGGCCGGCCCUACACCAAGUGGUACAAUGUCCACGAGCGCCACUCGCUCUCCGAGUUUAAGAUCGAGGGCCUCAUUCUCGCUGUUGCGGCUUUUGUCUUCCUCCUGCACAUCCUGGGCGCGCGCAUCAACCGGUCCAAGGCCAGGGCUUGGAUCCGUGCCCACGCGCGCGUCCUCAAGAGCGAGUUUGCCCUCGUCGGCUUCGGUGACGCGCCCACCAUGGAGACGGACGUCGACGACGACCGCCUCAUCAAGGAGAAAUCGCUCUUCGAGUUUGCCACGUACGCGACGGGCCGCCAGAACACGGCCUUUAUGGACGUCAAGCUCACUCUGUCCAAGCGCUUCAACCCCAUCAUCAACGUCGUCGAGACGGCCGCCUCCUUCUUCUCCGACUCGUUUGCCCCGCCGGCCGAUUUCAUGGAGGCCUUCCUGUACCCCUUUGACGGCAAAGAAGAUCUGACAGUGCCCUCGACGCCCGGCGAGACUCGGGCAAGAGACACCAAGAGCACCUACGAGGGUUUCGUGUGGGCCGUGGUCAACAAGGACCGCAUGCAGAGGGUGCGAGAGGACCGCUACGACGUCACGCUCACCUCCACAAAGGACAACUCGAAGCUGCCCAACUGGCUGACGGUUAUGAGCGAGAGCUCCGAAAUCACCGACGUGCUGCUGACCAAGGAGCUCAUCGACGCCGUGGUGGCGGCCGGCGACGCCUUCGAGUACCUCAUCGUGACGGACCAGCCGGCGGACCGCCCCAAGACACUUGACGAGACCAACCCGCGCAAGCGCCUCUUCCUCAGGUACCGCCUCCCGUCGGACAACGGCUACGACACCCUCGCACCCCUCUUGUCCUACUUUGUCCGGAUGCCCGACCGGCUCGUGCAGGCGGCGCACUUCCGGCCCGAGGUGAUGAAGAAGGUGCGCGCGACGCGCGAGGCCAUGGUUGCGCAGAUUAGAAAGGCAGACCAGGAGGAGCGCAACGAGGAGCGCAUCUACGAAAAGGAGAAGACGCGCAAGGCCAAGCGCGACGCCGAGCUCAAGGGCCUGGACGCCAAGGCGCAGAAGAAGUACCUUGAGAAGGAGAAGGAGAAGGAGCUGCGCAGGAGCCAGAAGAAGAUGACGAUGCGGGCUUGA